Oncorhynchus mykiss (rainbow trout) is the source of this 2789-nucleotide messenger RNA. RefSeq lists its product as uncharacterized. Gene Ontology annotation, biological process: xenobiotic metabolic process; regulation of transcription by RNA polymerase II; response to xenobiotic stimulus. Gene Ontology annotation, cellular component: aryl hydrocarbon receptor complex; nucleus. The record is from RefSeq and is a predicted model, not a curated record. Gene Ontology annotation, molecular function: protein dimerization activity; nuclear receptor activity; transcription cis-regulatory region binding. Lineage: Eukaryota; Metazoa; Chordata; Actinopteri; Salmoniformes; Salmonidae.
UGUGCGUACGCAGUCUGUUUGCGAGGCAGUUGCGUGCGAAGAGCUCCACAUGUCAUUCAGAGGAAUCCGCCACCUGAAACACGAGGAAGUGAAAGCGACUCAAUCGGGUAUAAAGCAUCAACAACCACAUCUGCCUCGAGCAUUGCAAAGUGAUGAAAACAUCAGUUCAGACGUCUGGUAGACGUCGGUUGCAUUUUCCCGAGGAAUUAUUACCAUUGUCUACUUAGGAAGUACCUUAUCUAUAACAUACCCGUUCAAUUUGAAUGACCCAUCUAACAUUAUACUGGAAUUAAGUAAUAUUGUCAGACCUUCUUGGGAGGGGGGACACUGAAACGUUUUCUCCAUCUUCCCUGCACCCUGCAGCGCACCUGUUCCCUUUACGGAGCGCAGCACGAUGAUUCCACCCGGAGACUGCAUGUACGCGGCCAGGAAGAGAAGGAAACCCGUUAAAAAACAGAAACCAGCGACUGUGAGUGAGAAGUCCAACCCAUCCAAGAGGCACCGGGACCGCCUGAACGCGGAGCUGGACCGGCUGGCCAGCAUGCUACCUUUUUCCCCAGACAUCAUCUCCAAGCUAGAUAAACUGUCCGUGCUGCGCCUCAGUGUCAGCUACCUCCGGGUCAAGAGUUUCUUCACAGCGAAGAGAGAGAGAUCAGUGUGGCUGUGUGGAUUUCACAGUGUUGGAAGCGCGAGACAAGUUAAUCACGAGAAGCCGUCCAGCAGAAAGCACAUCAGUCCAUCCACCGACUCUGUCGCCGAGCCCAGGAAAGACAGCCUGCCUAAGGCUAUGGGCAACAGCAUCACAGAGAGCGGACUCCUUCUGGAGUCCCUUACUGGCUUUGCGUUGGUGGUGAGCAGCGAUGGAAUGGUUUUCUUUUCCUCCUCAAACAUCGUUGACUAUUUGGGCUUCCAUCAGACGGAUGUGAUGCACCAAAACGUCUUUGAUUAUGUCCAUGUGGACGACCGGCAAGAGUUCAGAAGACAGCUCCACUGGGCCAUGAACCCCAGCCAGCACCACUUAGUCUCAGGAACUGAUGAAGACUUGGUGGUGAGCAGCCUGUUUCAUUCUCAGGAGACGGGGGGAGUCGCUCCUGAGUUCUCCUCCUUUCUCAACCGUUGUUUCAUGUCUCGCGUGCGCUGCCUGCUGGACAGCACCUCUGGCUUCCUGACCAUGCAGAUCCAGGGCCGACUCAAGUUCCUCCAAGGACAGAAGAGGAAGUGGGGCUCGGGGGCCCCGCUACCCCCCCAGCUGGCCCUGUUCUGUGUGGCCGUGCCCCUUCUGCUGCCCUCCAUCACUGAGAUGAAGAUGAACAACAUGAUGAUGAGGGGCAAGCACAAGAGUGGAGGGGGCCUCAUCACUACACUAGAAUAUAGUGAGAGAGAGGAGCAGUUGAGGAGGCAGGCUGGCAGUGCGGGGGGGGUAGUCGAUGGCGGGGACCCGCUCCUCCUCAACUGCACCAAACUUGGUGGUCCCCAACAUCGCCGCCACACCCCCUGGACGCCCCUCUCCAAAGACAGCCUCAAGUACAAGACCGAGGGGGGCUAUUGUGGACAGGACGAGCCCCUCAACUACUGCAAAACCUCCAUGGGCGGCGUCCCCCGCCACAAAGGCCAAGGCCUGGACUCCCUGUGGCCCAUGCGGCCUGCCUCGGGGCCCAUCCGGGGGGGGCAAAGUGGGGGCUACACCCCCUCUAAUCGACUCGGGAAGGGUGGGCACUAUGGCAAGCCCUACCGCAUGUCCCCCAGCAUGUGCCACGGAGGAGGGCGAGGUGGUGAAAUCUACGUGCCCAGGAUGUACGAGAGCCUCCAGAGCCCUGGCGGCUUGGACCUGUACUGCUUGGGAGAGGAGGUGAAGACCGAGUGCUACGGCAACCUCCUGUUGCCUGAGAUGCCCAUCAAGGUGGAGCAGGACUCGGAUUCGGAGAACGGCUGCGACACGUAUGGCCGUCCGUGGCCCUGCCGGGAGCCCUUGGACCAUCGCUACCACGACGGCAACAGCUACGUCGACAACAACGGCCUCCACAUGAAGUCGGAGGCGGACUACUACGAACAGUACUCGUCGUGCCAGAGGGGCAAGGCGGGCAUCAGCCUCAUCAGCCCGCCCUACAACAACGGCCACUUCCAGAGCUAUGAUAACAUGGGGGGCAGUGGCAGCAGGCCGCUGAAGAGUGUGGUCAAUAAGGACCUGUCCCAGUUCAGUCCCCAGAGGUUGUCCCACCCAGACCCCCUGUGUAGCAGCCAGAGCAUCAACUGCAUGGACGUGUACGCAAGUGGCCCCAUGGAGCACAGCAACAAGGGCUACGAGUUCAAAGGUCACGGACCGCGCCAGACCAUCAAGCAGGAGCCCGCGGACUCACCCCAGUGGUCGGACGGCAGCGGCCGCGACAUGAACCGUGCCGCGGGACACUCUCAGAGGAGCGUUAUGCCCCAACGUGUGAUGAAUGCUGGGCAGCACAAAGCCAACUCUUGUGUUUAUAUGCAAUAGAUGUUGAUGCGCCCCAUAACUUCCUCAUUCACCAGCAUAACACAUUGGCAGAAGACAUGCAGGGUACGGCUCAGGUUUAAAGACUAGUGUGGUGGAGACAAUCAAAGACAGGAAUGGGGGGGGGAUUCUAUCUCAAUUUGUUUUGAUGAAUGGAAUAAAUUGUAGUUAUUUAUCCAAAGCACAUUUGAUAUAGUGAUUCAAAUAUUUUCUAGAGUCACAUUUCUGUUUGUGUUGUGUGUUUAUGCCUGAGAGAGAGGGAGAGAGAGAGAGAGAGAGAGAGGGAGAGAGGGAGAGAGAGGGAGUU